UUCAGGCCACGCUAGUAGCAACUCUGUCUGCUGCGGUAGUUUGGAGACCGAAGGAAGUGACGGGAGUGAAUGAGAAGCGAAAAAAAAUAAAAAUAAGAGGAUAAAAACAGAACGCCAAAUACGAAGCAACGUGUAGCGUUAAGUGCUGUGUUGAGAUCAAGAGAUAGUGUCAGGAUACUAAUUACGCAUAAUUCCAAUAUGCAUAUUAGUCGCUCAGGACGCAGUUUUUCAAUGGAUACAAAGAAGUAGUGGAAUGAAAGGCUGAGAUUGAGGUCUUUGAUCGGCGUCAGUUUACCUAUGCCGAUGACAAUUCACCUCUCGAUUCGCGUUAAUGUUCUGGCAAAUUACAUCAAGAACGGCAUGAAUUCUAGUUUAAAAAUAUGGAAGAGGAACAAUUGCUUGAAUUUAUUUUUUUGUUUUUUACAACGAAUGGGAUAUCUUUUGAAACUGAAAUGCAUCAAUAAUUAGCUAGUAAUAUUGAAUAUAAACGGUUGGAUUUCGAUUGAACUUUCGUUUUUCAUCUGUCAAGUUCAGUUCUGCAUCUUUUGGAAUGUUUGCGAGUUGUAUAAAACCGGUUUCAGUUCCGAUAAAAGCAUUUUUCUUGGCACUGAUAUUUUUAACAGCGUUUGGACUUUGUUCUGAGUUGAAGGUUCGUGUUCGUUUAGCUGACGGACAAAUCACAGAAGAAGUUCUUGAAGCAGACAGCGAAAAAGACUCCAUCACACUUGAGUUCAAACAGGGAGAUGGAGCACUCAUAACAUUUGUCGCUGACUUUAAACAGGAUGUGAAGGUUUUCCGAGCACUCAUCCUUGGGGAGCUGGAGAGGGGCCAGAGUCAGUACCAGGCCCUGUGCUUCAUCUCGCGACUCAACCACAACGAGAUCAUCCCCAGUGAGUCUAUGGCCCGUCUCAGACAGAAAAACCCUCAUGCCAUUCGCUCAGCGGAGGAGAGGCGGGGCCUGGACCAGCUCACCAUGAACGUGGCAGUGAACCUGAGCCGCUCAUGGCAAUUGAGCAGCCACAUCCACAACAUGUGUAGCGAGGCCCAGGAGGCCAUCUAUACCCGGGAGACGGAUGUCAAGCAUUGGCUGGAGAGAGGAGUAGAGGGUUCCAUGUUUGAGAUCCUGCCCCAAGCAGUGGACGUGGUCCCGCCCCUGCUACCGUGUCGCUCCACCAAGGCCCUGUGGCAGCCCUGCCUUUGCAGUUACAGCCUGCGUCUCGAGUGGUACCCCUGCCUUCUGAAGUACUGCCGCAACCGCGACACCACGGGCAAAGGCAGCCCCUACAAAUGUGGCAUCAAGAGCUGUAGCAAAGGCUACCACUUCACCUACUAUGUGCCCCAGAAACAGCUCUGUCUAUGGGACGAGGAGACCUAGGGAUGAGACUGCUCUGAGUCGGAUUCCUCCCAGAAGUGUGGGCCACGUCAGGUUGGGAGAUGCAUAUUAUUUUGAUGCCUUACGUGGGAAAAGAGCUAUACCCUCUCAUUGAUCCCUUUUGCCAUAUAUCCAUGGGACAUUCCUAAAGUUGUGGUAUGUUCAAGUGACCAACUGGGUGACCUUAAGUCACUCUCAAGCGUUUGUGCCAACAUUGGGAAAGUUUCUGUUUGGCCUAGCUAAUAAACAAUGAAAAAAAAAAAGAAAACCUUUUCUAAAGACGUUUAUGCAUCCAGCUGGACACUGCAGCUUCUUUUGGAUGUCUGGACUCAUAGGAUGACUGGCGAAGGAACAACGUUCCCAUUAUGUCACAGGAAAUCGUGGGAUGUAGGACUGGAACAAUCUGUCUGACAAUUACCGAUAUGACAUCAUUAACAACACAGCUUUAGCCAGCUCUCCUCCUGGUCGAUAGCAACUCAGGUUGCCUAGCUAAUGUUGCUCUUAUGCUGGCAUUAUUUAUUUGUUUGCAAGGUAAAAUUAUUGAAGAUUCUCAUGUAUAAAAUUACUCAUCUUAAAUUAUGUUUCUUAACCUAUCUCAUUUUGCCUGUUUUGUUCUCCGAAUGAUAAGCUUUGUUGUUUGCCUCCUAUUCUGCAACUGUUAGCAGUUACCCAGGUAGAUCUGUAGCAACACAGAUAACAUAUAUCAGGGAAAUGUGUGGAAAUUGUAUUCAGAAAACAUUAUGCAUAUUACUGCUUCUCUUUGGGGAACAAGUCAUGAAUCCCACUUCAAAACUGAAGAUCACUGCUUACACCAGAGUAUUUGUAAACUAUCUGGGUUUGACAAAGACUCUCACUUGAACAUCCUUCACAGCUCAAUCACUGAUGGUUAUGAUUCUUCUUUAUCAUUAUAUAAUAUAAAAUGUAGACUAAUGGCGUUGAGUUAUAUUCUAAUAUUGUUGCAAAGUUUGAUGUCUCCAAGGAUGGGCUAAAGUUGCAAUUGAUCAGAUUAUUUUAUUUCCCUAGGCUGAGUUGGAGCUUGGUAUUCAACUCCAUGCCCACACACUUGUUUAAUUAACCAGCUAACUAUUUUCUAAGCAAUACUGCCACCUCCUGGUAAAGCAAUGUGUAGCAUCCAUUCAAAACCUGGUUCAAAUGUCAGUUAUUUUUAUUCAACAUCACUAUGUCUUCACAUCUUGUGAUUAUAUUUCUGAUUUUAAUGAGCAGUCUGUUUAAUUCUACAAUAUUAAUUAAACUGUUCAAUUCCUGUACCUCAUCAAGUAAUUUUACAUCUUGAGUUAGAUAACAUUCAGUAGUAAGUCACAAUUUGUUUUAGUUUAAGUCUUUUGUUACAUUAUUCUAAAGCCAUGUUUGUUUAGGGGUAUGUCCUGACUGACAAACCAAAUGUCAUUUUUUUUUGUAAAAGAAAAAACAAACAAAAAAGAAAGAAAAGAAAAACAACAAAAAAGAAAUAAAUCAAACUGGCCAUUCUAUGGUAACCUAUGUGCCUUAAAACUGAUAUUUUUGCUAUGUGAAACUAGUAUAAAUUCUUAAUUAUUUUUCUAAGAAACAGUUGUGUAAGUUUGCCAAGAACAAUACCACAGAAAAAUGAAGUAAUUUACAAUUCCAAAGUAUAUUUUGUCUAAAAGGCUUCAAUAAAGGCACAUCUUUGCACUGAA
Molecule: messenger RNA, 3048 nt
Organism: Esox lucius (northern pike)
Lineage: Eukaryota; Metazoa; Chordata; Actinopteri; Esociformes; Esocidae
Gene: oafa
Product: OAF homolog a (Drosophila)
Exons: 4
Coding region: 551-1375 (274 amino acids)
Source: RefSeq, a predicted model, not a curated record